GCGUGCGUCCGGACGCUCACCGCCAACUAAACGCGAGAGGGACUCGGACAUCAAUAACAUCUCGCUCAUCAAUAAGGCAUUUUGAUGGAGUUAGCCUGCUUAAUUAAAUAGGUUGCCUUGAAGGUAUUAGGCUCUCUGAAUUUAUAAUAUUUAAUCUAAUGACCCCCCAUGGAGAACAUCUGAAGGACGACUCUUCAGCAUCUCCAUCCACAGGAAAGCGGCUCGCUCACACAGAUUUUAAGAAUUGGAGGUUUCUUAUCUCUCAAUGAUGGCUAUCAACACUGAUGCUGCCUUUGGGAAAAGCGCCCUCGGCGAGAGGGAAGUUUCCAAUCCCACCGACUUCCAGGACACUGAGAAGCUUCUGAGCACCGCGACCACCGAGCCCACCGGGCAGAGCAACAUCAAACCGUCCGACUCCUUCUCCCUCAACAUCAGAGGGAGCGUCCGGUCCCUGGAUGCGGACCAGAACGGACACAGAUUGCCGCUUAAGUCGGGCUCCAUCGGGCAGUUGGCGACUCCACCCAAAUCCUUGUCCCGUCUCAGCCUGGGGCCGCUGCCCUCCCCGGUGCCGCCCGGGUCCGUACCCCCGAGUUACCUCUGGCUCGCCGUGAUGUCCUGUUUCUGCCCCGCCGUGCCGCUCAACAUAUGCGCCUUGUGGUAUGCACAUGUGUCGAGGUCUGUUCUCCAUACAGGAGAUAUUGAAGGAGCAAGAAAGUAUGGGCGUCUGUCUAUGGUGCUCAGCUGUCUGGCGAUGCUGCUGGGUGUGGCUGUCAUCAUCUUCAUAGUAUUGACAAUAGAGAUGCAGAAUUGAACUGUGGGAUGGAAGGAGUGUCCUUUGACUUCAUCUGAAAUUUGCACAGAGGAGAGAAGGAGGAGGAGGAGGAGGAUGAAUGUCGUUUUGAAGAUGAAAAAGCACAAAAUCUUAGUUGGAAACAAGCUGAAGAGACUCUAAGAAGUUGCGGGCCGUUUCUCUUUGUCUGGCAACACUCAUGGCCAAUAACCCCACAAACUCAGGAACAAGAGGAAGGAAAAAAGAAGGCUGCACACAGUUGCAGAGUCGGAUCAUCAGAAAGUUAAACUACUCAUAGUCCAAACUAGUGUUGCACUGAGGUACACGCCUGCCUGACACAGACAAUUGGAUGGCACUGCUUAUUAAAAAAUGGCAUCAAUAGAUAAGAAGAUGUCCUAAAGACUAAAGAACACACAUGAUUUGUACGUGAUGUUGUGAUAAAUAAAAACAGCCUCAUGUAGUCAGACAAAAACAGAAGGACUCAGUGCAUCUCUAGUCUGUAAUGCCGCCACUGCCUGCCCUGUUUCUCUUAACAUUUGCAACAAAGUUCUGAUUGACUGUGGGAGGAUGUAUAUACUGAUUUCAUACACUGUUUACAUCAAGUUUAAAACUCAUGUACAUUUAUCACAACAACGUCCUGCUGCAGUCAUAGUGUGAUACCUUGCUUUGUGUGCUAUUAUGAUAAACUGACUCCUGUUCGGACUCCACUGAACUGCCUGGAUCUCUGCACCUCAUUACGUUUACAAUAUACUGCAAGAUAUGAAUGGGGUUGUUUUUCCCUGUAUGCACUGUUCUUGGCACUCUGAUGUUGAUGUUUAUACAUUUAUACUGUAUGACUGGUUUACUGUGCCAUAGCUCUGCAUGUUGGAAAUAAACUUGAAUGAGCAUGACGAA
Molecule: messenger RNA, 1684 nt
Organism: Epinephelus lanceolatus (giant grouper)
Lineage: Eukaryota; Metazoa; Chordata; Actinopteri; Perciformes; Serranidae
Product: trafficking regulator of GLUT4 1-like
Cellular component (GO): membrane
Source: RefSeq, a predicted model, not a curated record